Closterium sp. NIES-67 is the source of this 3355-nucleotide messenger RNA. NCBI's taxonomy places the organism in Eukaryota, Viridiplantae, Streptophyta, Zygnematophyceae, Desmidiales, Closteriaceae. The record is from the annotation of a GenBank genome assembly.
GUGCACUGAAUCCCCAAUUAGUUCCUCUCUCGUCUCAGCACGAACAUCUCAAGUCUUCGAAUCUGGACCCCGACUACAUUCCCGCAUCCGUUCUCCCGCCUCCUCCUCCUCCACGGUCCACCUCUCUUGCCAGAGUUCCUUAGACGCAAAACCUUCACGAAGAAACCUUUCACGAAGUCGUGACGGCCUCAGAUUCCGUUAUCUCCGUCAGUUGCUCCUACUCCUAGUAUCUACUCUUAGAUCACGUUGCUCCUUCGUGUUGUCCCCUCGCGUUCCUCAACUGCCGCGUGUCUUUUCUUAACUUCGGACCACCACGAAUCCCAUUCUCACUUAUGGAAAAACCCCGUCUAUGUCACAUCGCUACUAGAAAGCCACCGCAACAAUGACGAGCCCAUCCAACCACGUCAGCUUCGGCAGCAGCACCGGCGGCAGCGGCAGUUUAGGGAUCUUAGGUGGCGGUAACAGCAACCUAGGGCUUCUGAGCCCGGUCAACGAGCAGCGAUUGGUCGCAGGAGUCUCCGCGAUUCUCGGGUCGCAAUGGAGCCGCCGGCUGCUCCUAUUGGCUGUUCUCUUCUUCGCGUGGCUCACGUUCGUGCUGUCGUCGUUUCUCAUGCUGCCACGUGUCCACACGCUACAGGCCAUCCAGCGGAAUAGGUUGCGGAGGGAAAAUAACGGCCACCGCGUUAGUGGCCUUUUCGGAACCAAGGGGACGGCGAGUUUCAUGCACGAGGGAAGCAAAGGGUACAGUAAACUACACGAUACAGUCAUUCAUGGAAACGCAAUCGGAAAUAACGGCAUUAUAGCGAGCAGCGAUGCAACUGGCCGUGGGAGUGUCACUGGAAGCAACCGAGGGAUUGACGAGAGGGGUAAUGGAUACAGCUCUCAGAAAGGGACCGAGGGAGGGUUUGCAGCAGUAAGUGAAAGCAGCUCUAAGGAACUGACUAGAAGCGGCUCUACUUCUGACACUAGCAGUAGCAGCAGUAGCAGUGGCAGCAGCAGCAGCAGCAGUAGCGGUGGCAGUAGCAGUAGCGGCAGUAACGAUAGCAGCAGCAACGAGACAGGGGAGGGGCCAACUGAGGAUGUGACUGACGUAAUUGACAGUAACGAGAGAAGAAGUAAAGAGGACGGUGACUUAAGCAGCAGUGGCAGUAACGAGAGCAGUGGUGUAGACAGAAGCAGCAGCAGCAGUAAUGGGAUAGGAGAUGUGAAGGUGGAUCAGGAGCAGCUAAAGCAGGAGCUGCUGCAAGAUGGGGCGGUGGAGGAUGAUGAGGUGGCAGGGAUUCCGGAUCUCACUGCUGACCUGGACGAAUCCGAGUGGGCCAAGACAUCGACAGGCAAUGGGGAUCGGAUGACUGAUUCCACAUCAGCAGGAGCUGAAACAGGGGUUGGCGAAACCACUGGGUCCAGAACUAGCAGCAGUCGCAGCAGCAGCACCGCUGGAAGCAGCAGCAGCAGCAGCAGUGGCAGCAGUGGCAGCAGUGGUAUCAGCAGCAGUGGUAUCAGCAGCAAUGGCAGCUACACUCAAGGCAGCAGCUUCUUUCCUGGAGGGCAAUCACAGCACCAGCAGCAGCACACUCCAGUGACGGUAUCAGGGUCAUUAGACAACACCGAUUCCGACUUCCCACUCGAUGCUGCUGCUGCCGGUGCAGCAGCCUCGCUGGCCGACGAAGAAAACGAGGAGGAGGGGGGAGAAGGAGGAGAAGGAGGGGAGGAGGAAGCUGAAGGGGAUGGGGACGGAGACUUGGAAGACGACGACAUGGACCUAUCGUACGAGUCAGAGGACGAGCUCGAGGUGGUGCUCCUCCUCCGCAUCCCCCGCAACAUGGCAGAGCUGCGCGCCGUGCGCGCCACCCUCGCCCUCUACAAGCGCGAGUUCCCCCUCCGUGUGGUGGUCAUCUUCGUCAACCUCUACCUUUUCCUCCAGUCCUUCUGUAUUCCGGGGACCAUCUGCAUGAAUUUACUCGCGGGGUCGCUCUUCGGGUUCUUUCCCGGGCUGCUCACUAUCAGUGUCCUGAUUACCACUGGUGCCUGCGCGUCGUAUACCAUCUCCCACUUUCUGCUAAGGGACAUAGUGUACUAUUAUUUCCCGGAUAAGUGCGACUGGAUGCGGACCGAGGUGCAGCGGCACUAUACCUCCUUAAUCUACUAUGUCAUAUCGCUGCGAAUCACCCCCAUCAUGCCGACCUGGGUGGUCAACCUCUGCUCCCCCCUAGUAGGCAUCCCCAUCCGCAUCUACCUCAUCGGAACCUUCUUCGGAUUCAUCCCCUCUAGUGUCAUUCAGGUUAAAGCCGGGUGCGUGCUCUCGACUAUUAACUCGCUCUCGGACCUCUACGAUGCUCCUACUAUUGCUGCUUUAUUCCUAGUAGCCAUCCUCGCACUCCUGCCUCCCCUCUCUAAGACCCUCUGGGCGCAGCGGCUCUGGGCCCAGAUCAUGAGCAACAGCACGGCAGCCGCGGUUGUCCUCUUUAUAAGCAGCCUCGGAGUAAGCAACAGCGGGGUUGGCAGGGUGUCAUAUGCACCGUUACGGCCGCACUACAGUGGGAUUGGGUCUCAUAGUAUGAGCGGUGGUGGCGGCAGUGGUGGUGGUGGUGGUGGUGGUGGUGGUGGUGGUGGCAGUAGCAGCUGCGGCAGUGUCAGUGUCAGCAGCAGCAGCAUGGGGGUUCAGCUGGAUGGGAUGGAAGCGGGGAUAAGACCCCUGGCUGGGAGCCGAGUGGUUUCGGGGUCGCAUGGCCCGUCACCCUGACAAGGGCUGUGUCCAGUCCAGCAGCAGCAGCAGCAGCAACAGCAGCAGCAGCAGUAACAGUGUGGGUGUCAGCAGCAGCAGCACGAGGGCUCAGCUGGAUGGGAUGGAAGCGGGGAUAAGACCCCUGGCUGGGAGCAGAGUAGUUUCAGGGUAGCAUGGCCCAUCACCUUGACAAGAGCUGUGUCCAGCAGCUGCGGCUGUGUGAGUGUCAGCAACAGCAGCACGGGGUUUCAGCUGUAUGGGAUGGAAGCGGGAAUCAGACCUUAAGCAGGGAGCAGAGUGGUUGUGGGAUCCCAUGGUCAAUCUCCCUAAAGAAACGAGUUUUAUUGAUUAGACUGGAGCUAACUGUGGUGGAUUGGACAAGGUAGAAAUGGAGUAGGGUAUGGAGGUGUGGGAGUUCUGCAGAGGGGAUUGAUCAUUGGUCGGGUAAAAAGGACUGAAGUACCGUAAAAGCCUGGAUAGAUGGGGGCAUGUUGCAUAGUGGAUUGAUUAGGGUCGGCAGCGGCAUGCUGAGUGCGCUCUUGGUUUUUGUCCUCCUUGUCAGCAGCGGUAUGGUUGACAAUGUUUUGAUUUUUGUCCUCUUUCCAUCUUCCUGCACUCAUAUAGCCAUCU